AUGCGACAGGUAAUCGAGGACCUCGUCAAUGCUGACUACUCGGAGCGAUAUUGGGUCAACGAUGGCAGGCUGGAAGUGAUCGAGUACGGUAGCAAGAAGCUCACCCAAGCUCAACGCAAUUGGGACGCGAGAGAAAGAGAAUUGUGGGCGGUCAAGUACUUUGUGACCAAGUGGGACCCUUACAUACGGCUAAAACCCACCCUGGUCCUUACCGACCUCCGCAGUCUCACUUCCCUAGCGAAGGCUGACACAGGCAAGGUGGUCGAUGAGCUCUGUUCCUCCAGCAAUACGACUUAA
This is a messenger RNA of Gregarina niphandrodes, 297 nucleotides long. RefSeq lists its product as hypothetical. The transcript has 2 exons. Lineage: Eukaryota; Apicomplexa; Conoidasida; Eugregarinorida; Gregarinidae. The record is from RefSeq and is a predicted model, not a curated record. The coding region runs from base 1 to 297 and encodes 98 amino acids.